CUGUUAAAUAGCCCGAGUAAAUCAAGGACGCAGGAUCUGCAAAUAGACACCGGGAUUAUCAGUUGGGACGACAAUUCGAAAAAAACUGACAACGUCGAAGAUUGGUCUCAACCUAUGACGCGCCAAACUGAGGAUGAAUUAGUGUUGAAUUGGGAUGACGACGAUGAACGCGACGAGGAUAACGACAGCAGCCCGCCUUUAAGCAUGAAAUUAGACAGGAAGGAAUUAGCUGCCGAUGAUUUGAAAGAAACACAGCCGGAGAAAAAUGGACAAUUGGACAUUAUGGCACAACAAUUGAAAUUCGUGGCAUGUUUAAAAAUUCUAAUGGAAGAGUUAUCGACUUUGGCAACGGGUUUCGAAGUAGACGGAGGUCAACUUCGAUACCAGCUGUAUGUAUGGCUCGAGCGGGAAGUAGACGCUCUUAGACAGCUUUGCAACUAUAGCGUUAGCUCGGAUGGAGAUGCAAACAACGCGUCGGAAUACGAAGGUGGUAUGGUAGACGAUGUGCAACCAUGUAAAUCUGGCGAACAACCAACGUUACACGAAAUACUGAUGGCCGAGAAAUUAGAUUUCGAAGCUAAGGUUCAACGAGCUGCUAGAAGGAAAAAGUGGUUGAAAGCGAACGAGACGUUAUUGCGAACGUUGCUAUCCUACUGUUCUCUGCACGGAGCAUCCGGUGGUGGUUUGGCAUCCGUGAGGAUGGAACUUGUCCUCUUGUUGCAAGAACUGCAACAGGAGAAGACGCAGCAGCAGUUGCUCAGCCCUCUUCCAUUUCCAACCACGCUUCCACUUUUAAGCGCGAGUGUAGCGUGCAACAAAACUGUCGUUGCAGAUCCGGUUAGACACUUGCAGUCUCUUGCUCACGAUAUGUUGCAGACAUUGGUGGAGUUACGUAACCCACCAAUGCCCGCGAGAAACACGCAUUAUUGCGAGGUAUUCAUAAUGAGAGAUUUGGCGGUGGCUUUGAGCGCUUGUAUUUAUCAAUCACUUUGCGAUUCCGAUACUUUUGUUACGAAACAUCAACAGCCAGACAGUUUUCCAGCAUUUGCAGAAAUAGAAACAUUCUCCGGUGGACACUUGGUAGCGUCGAAUCGCCAUCAUCGAAGGUAUUCGACGGACGAUGGUGUUUGCAUUACUACGUCACCUUCUAAAUGGCCCGGUGUGACUAACUUGCGUGCAUUGUUGGCUCGAGAGAAAGACGAAGACAUACCAAAAUUGAAUAUACUGCUUUGCGAAGCUUUCGUGGCGACGUACAUGAGUUUGUUCGUUUAUGCGCUGUGGAGUUGCGACAGUCACAUUCUUUACAGGCUCGUAGGUCAACACUUUGACAACAACACCUGGUCCUGUUUGUUUGGCGGUGGAGUGAAAAAACUGCUACGUGUCGCAAGUACAAGUAGCCAGGCGAGUGGAGCAGGAAGAACGGUAGAGAGAGGUGAUAGUGCUUCGAACGAAAUACAGAGUACUGCAGGGACCGUGUGGAACACCAUGACCUCGCUAACCAAGCAACGAGUAAAAUUGAACAUGAAAUUGUUGGGCCAAUUCACGGGUCAACAACCAAAUAUGAAAGAAGACAAACCUACGUACAGAGAGCAAUUUGUUUCACCUCAAAUGAGCAUGAUAUCGUACUUUUUAAUGAAGGCAAAUAGCGAGUACGCGGAUGAAAUUGAUUACGAUUCGUCCGAUUCCGCGGUAUCGGAUCUAGACACGUCCGAGGACGAGGAAGACGUGUUUGACACUAACUCGAAGCCAAAGAGCAAACCAAAGGACAAUACGGAACACACGAAUCCAAAUUCAUACAGCUGGUGUGUCAUGCGAUUAGCCAUAGUUAAGAUACUGCAGCAACAACUCCAAGAGUUUUUAAACGUUGCUGGAAUAGAGAUGCAAGAAUUACCUGUAAACAGUCCUUUGAUUCACGGUACGUUAGCCGUUGUGGCACAGUGGCAAGAAACGUUGCGCGAAGAGUUGGACAACAGAGGACCACCGCCGAUCAAUUACAUUCCUGGUUGUGCACCGGAUCCGACGCCUACACCGGGGAAGCCAGCAAUUCACAAGUACCGGUCUUUACUUGAGAAAAGCAAUACUCCUUUCAAUACACGUUUGGCAUCAGCGGCUCCUGCUAACCGAUUGUGGUGUUACUUGGUCCGACAAGAGUUGGUACAAGAGAUAUUUAUCCGAGCCGUAUUCGGCAAACGUAGAUCUUUAUCGUCAAUUUUGGAGAGCAACCAAGCUACGAUUGAUAAUUUGAAUCGCGGAACGACCGCAGAUGACAAAGGUAGCGACAGCGGGACUACUAGUUUGCCAGAACCUGUUCGUAUCAUUCACAAGGAACAAGAUAGCAUCAGUGCCUUUUGCCUUAAUCAGGUGAAUCCAGGUUUAAUGGCGUUGGCAACUCCCCGAGAAGUGCAAGAAAUGAAUAUAUCGCUGUUGCUCGAACUGCCGUCUUGGCUGGAAGACGAGUGUGAAUUUGACAUUAUAAAUUUAAACAAACAACCAGAACCGGAACCAGUGCAACCAACUAGUUUCUUAGUCAUUCAAACAGCAGCAGACAGGCCGUUGCUUGCUCAAAGUCCACAAGCGAAUAAUCCUCCGCCUCAAUCGGGUAUUGCGAGUCAAAGUGGAAGAGGAGCUAGCGUGACUUGACUGGCUGUCAAGAUGGCUCGGUGUCGCUUUGGGAAUGGGGACAUCAAACAGCGGUAGCGACUCCUCGACCACCAGGUACUUUUGCCAAAGUGACCCGUGUACGUUUCUCACAGCAUGGGAAUAAGUUUGGCGUUGCGGACUCUGACGGGCAUCUGAGUUUGUUUCAAGUAGCCUGCAGAGAAGGAACUGCGCGACCAUUCUUUAAUUAUCAGUGCCAUAGCAAGGUGACGGCCGAUUUCGUCUUCCUCGGGGCGUGCAGCUUAAUAGCAACCGCUGGCCAUGGUUCCGAAGGGCGUAAUGUCGCGCUUUGGGAUACUCUACUUCCACAAAAUAAAUCUCUCAUCCAAGGUUUCACCUGUCACGAACAAGGAGCUAGCUCGUUGAUACUUGCACCCCAACAUCAGCUAUUGAUCAGCGGUGGUAAGAAAGGCGACAUUAAUAUAUUUGACGUUCGACAACGACAGCAACGGCAUCGCUUUCAAGCUCACGAGUCGGCUAUCAAAUGCUUAGCUCUCGAUCCGCAUGAAGAAUUUUUCGUUAGUGGAGCAGGAGAUGGUGAUAUCAAGGGUGUAACGCAAUUACACGUCGAUUCUGCCGGCCGUUUAUUUUCAUGCGGUGCAGAUGGAUCUAUGAAAGUUCGUCAACUACCAGAACGCGAUUGCGUCGUACAUACUUUAUAU
Messenger RNA from Heterotrigona itama, 3320 nucleotides. NCBI's taxonomy places the organism in Eukaryota, Metazoa, Arthropoda, Insecta, Hymenoptera, Apidae. The record is from the annotation of a GenBank genome assembly.